Ilex paraguariensis (yerba mate) is the source of this 285-nucleotide messenger RNA. Lineage: Eukaryota; Viridiplantae; Streptophyta; Magnoliopsida; Aquifoliales; Aquifoliaceae. The record is from the annotation of a GenBank genome assembly.
AUGAGGAACCUGUCGGAUGUUUUUGCAGAGGCAAUAUCUACCCGUCAGGUCCUUUCAUUGUACCAGGGCCUGGGAACCAAGAACUUGCAAUCUUUCAUUGCUCAGUUUGUCUACUUCUAUGGGUAUAGCUACUUCAAAAGGUUGUAUCUGGAAAGGACUGGUUUCAAAUCCAUUGGAACAAGAGCUAACUUGAUUCUUGCUGCUGCUGCUGGGGCAUGUACUGCCAUUGUGACUCAGGUAGUUUUUUUUUAUCAUUCUGCAAUCUCCAGCUUGAAAUUGUUUUAA